CUCAACUCGAGAGGGAAUUUCUUCGAAUGAAGACCUGCAUUGACAUACUGAUCCUGAUAUUCGUUGUUGGCCUCAAUUUUAAAAGUGGAGCGUUGCAGCAGCACAACUCUCUGCAUGGUCAACCAUACGAGAAUUUUUCUCCAUCACCCUUUAGCAUCGGUGUUUUGAGACCACCCCUCCAUGCUCUUUAUCCAAAGAUUCAACCUAAUCACGUUUCUCCACAAGUAGAGCCGAGAAAUCGUCAAAAUGCCGAGCCGGGCUAUGUUUUUGAUACAACACGCCAUCAAGCCGUUCAUCCGCGAACUCAUCUAAAAAGGUCCCAACUUAUAGGAGUGAUAAAUCCAUCACAAAUUCAACCUCGCCGUCCUAAACCUAAGCCAGUAAUCGUACAACAGCCAGAUGGAUCUUUUUCUACAGCAAUUCCUGUGCCUUUUGGUGCUAGAUUCAAUAAAAGAAAAAUGUGCUUGUUCUAUGACAGCUUCUUAUCCAGAAUGACUCCUAGAUAUUUGGUUUGCUCUUCGAUUUCCAAUUUUUGUUCAGACAAUUUGAAGGAACUCGUGGUUUCGCAGUUAAACCUUCUGGUGAAAACAACUGCAUCCGCCUUACUCGGAUUGACUGAUAGUCCAGUCCUCACGAUAAUAACGAUAACCAGUAUAUCGUCCGCUUAG
Molecule: messenger RNA, 668 nt
Organism: Belonocnema kinseyi
Lineage: Eukaryota; Metazoa; Arthropoda; Insecta; Hymenoptera; Cynipidae
Exons: 4
Coding region: 27-668 (213 amino acids)
Source: RefSeq, a predicted model, not a curated record